Culex pipiens pallens (northern house mosquito) is the source of this 3362-nucleotide messenger RNA. RefSeq names its product E3 ubiquitin-protein ligase Bre1 (gene Bre1). Bases 193 to 3144 code for a protein of 983 amino acids. Lineage: Eukaryota; Metazoa; Arthropoda; Insecta; Diptera; Culicidae. Gene Ontology annotation, cellular component: nucleus; HULC complex. The record is from RefSeq and is a predicted model, not a curated record. The transcript has 5 exons. Gene Ontology annotation, molecular function: ubiquitin protein ligase activity; metal ion binding.
UCACUGCUUUACCGCUAGGCCGAGCCGAGCAAGCUGCAAAAUUCAGCUUGAGUUGAUGUGGAGAGUUGAUUGCCAAGAGGGCGGAAGUUAAUUUCUAAUUUUCACUAAAAAAUCGCUACAAAUCGGUGUAAAAGUUAGCAUUUAUGCUGCCCUAAAAGAACUUUGUUUUAGUUUUGUUCUCGAGCCGAAGCGAUGUCGAAACGGUCGGCGGAUGAUUCCGCCGGAAGUGGGGCGGCCGGAGCGGGGGCCGCUCCGCCCAUCAAGAAGGUCCACUUUGAGCCGCACCUGAUCGGGCCCAUCUCGACGCUGGAGGAGAUGGACAUCAAGGUGCUGCAGUUCCAGAACAAGAAGCUGGCCCAGCGCAUCGAGCAGCGCGUUCGGUGCGAGGCCGAACUCCGGCAGCGGAUCGAGCAGCUGGAGAAGCGCCAAACGCAGGACGACGCCGUGCUGAACGUCGUAAACCGGUACUGGAACCAGCUGAACGAGGACAUCCGCGUGCUGCUGCAGCGGUUCGACGCGGAGACGGCGGACGAGUCGGAGAAUAAGAAUGAAAACGAAGUCACCACGUCCUUCCUGAUGCAGUUGUCCACCUGGGACAAGGAAGAACUGGACGACAAGUUGGCCAAUCGCGUCCAGGUGUCGAAGCGUGCCGUCGCGAAGAUUGUCCAGGUGUUUGACCGGCUGAUGCAGCGUAACGAGAAAAUAACGCUGGCCAUGAAGGGCGAGUCGGAAGAUCCGGACGCGAACGUGCCGGAGAUUGACGAAACGCUGCGCCAAAGUUACACCGAGGUGAUGGCCGAGAAUCGGAACUUGCAGACGCAGAACACGCUGCUGCACGAAAAGUUCCACACGAUUUCGCUCAAGAUGAGCGAAAUUCAGGACGUGCUCAACGGGAAGGAGACGGAAUCGGCAGAGUUGAAGAACCAGAUUGACGAUCUGCAGUAUGAGUUGGAGAAGGUCCGUUGCCGGAACGACAAGCUGGAGAAUCAUUUGGCGGAAGCUAUCGAGAAGCUCAAGGCGUACCACCAACUGCACGGGGACAUUUCCAGCUCGGACAAGGACAAACACUCGACGUCGGCACCGAGCAGCGCCAAGGCCGGUUCUAUGACCAGCGUUGCGGCCCAACAUCUGGAAGAUCUCCAGAAGGAGCUCGAAGAAUACAAAGAACUUGCGCAGAACCGGCUCCAAGAACUGGACAAAUUGCACCUGCAACACCGUGAAGUGUUGAAGGAGGUCGAGAAGCUCAAGAUGGACAUUCGCCAGCUGCCGGAAUCGGUGAUCGUCGAGACGACCGAGUACAAGUGUCUGCAGUCGCAGUUCUCCGUGCUCUACAACGAGUCGAUGCAAAUCAAGACCCUGCUGGACGAGAGCCGCAAUCAGCUGCAGACGAGCAAGAACCAGCACCUGCGGCAGAUCGAGAUGAUGGAGAGCGAAGAGUUGAUCGCGCAAAAGCGCGUCCGCAGCGACAUGAUCCAGAUGGAGGACGUCCUGUCGCAAAUUCGCAAAGAGUACGAAAUGUUGCGAAUCGAGUUCGAGCAGAACAUGGCCGCGAACGAGCAGACUGCGCCGAUCAACCGGGAGAUGCGCCACCUCAUCACGUCCCUGCAGAACCACAACGGCCAGCUGAAGGGUGAAGUGCAGCGGUACAAGAAGAAGUACAAGGAAGUCUCGUCGGAUAACGUCAAGCUGCGGAAGGAUCUGGAGGAAACGGGAGCGAAGCUUACGACCCUGCAGGAACAGCAGCAAGCCGAAGUGAAGAAGGAAAGUGAGCAAGCGGCGGCCGCAGCGGGGAUCAAGGAGGAACCUGGGACGUGCGACGGUCAGGGAGGAACGGUCAAGGAAGAAGAUUGUGGGGAAGCGGGGUCGGGAAUGGUAAAGUCGGAAUCGGGCGAGGAAGGCGACGGAGCUGAUCCGAACGGGGUCAAGAAGGAGGAAAUCGGACCGGAUGGCAAACCCAUCAAGGUUGAGGCACCUGGGACGCCCAAGGGGGACAAGGAGCAGCGAGCGAAGAGUGCAGAGUCCGAUCUGGUGCGGGAUCUACGCAAUCAGAUCAAAAAGGCUCUGAACGAUCAAAAGGAGAUGAAACUGCUGCUGGACAUGUACAAAGGCGUCUCAAAGGAGCAACGGGACAAGGUCCAGCUGAUGGCUUCCGAGAAGAAAAAGUGUGCCGAAAUUGACGAUCUGAAGAACCAGAUGAAGAAGCUGCAGGAAAGCAAGCGGGAAGAUCGUAAGAAGCUCGCGGACGAGGACGCACUCAGGAAGAUCAAACAGCUGGAGGAGCAAAAGUACGAGCUGCAGAAGCAGGUCCAAAGUCAGAAGGUGGCCCCGGAUAGCGCGUGGACCGGCAGCGGCUACCGCCCCUUCGUUGGAUCCCAUGUAGAAGAGGAAGCUCUGCUCAACGAGAUGGAGGUCACCGGGCAAGCGUUCGAGGACAUGCAGGAGCAAAACUCGCGGCUCAUUCAGCAGCUGCGCGAAAAGGACGACGCCAACUUUAAGCUCAUGUCGGACCGGAUCAAGGCGAACCAGAUGCACAAGCUGCUGCGCGAGGAGAAGCAGGUGCUGGAGGAUCAGGUGACAACGCGCGACAGCCAGAUCGAGGCGAUGCACGUGGUUCUGCGCAAGCUCGAGGAAAAGGAACGCAUCCUGCAGAACACGGUCACGACGAUCGAGAAGGAGCUGGUCGCGCGCCAGCAGGCGAUGGAAAUGCACAAACGCAAGGCGAUCGAAUCGGCCCAGUCGGCGGCCGACCUGAAGCUCCACCUCGAAAAGUACCACGCCCAAAUGAAGGAAGCCCAGCAGGUGGUCGCGGAAAAGACCAGCUCGCUCGAAGCCGAAGCGUACAAGACGAAGCGGCUGCAGGAGGAGCUGGCCCAGUUCAAGCGCAAGGCCGAACGCAUGAAAAAGAUCGAAAUGUCAGGCACCACGAUCGACGAGGUCAUGCUGGAGGAGAUCCGCGAGUACAAGGAAACGCUGACCUGCCCGUCGUGCAAGGUCAAGCGAAAGGACGCCGUCCUGUCCAAGUGUUUCCACGUGUUUUGCUACGACUGUCUGCGGACGCGGUACGAGACGCGCCAGCGCAAGUGCCCCAAGUGCAACUGCGCCUUCGGGGCCAACGACUACCACCGGUUGUAUCUGUCCACGUAAGAACCCACAACACACUCCUUAUUUAUGGAUUAUACAUAGAGAUUUUUUAAGUCUUUGUUUCUGUUUUUGCACAGUUUUCUUUUUAUUCUUUGUUUCUGUAUAAUUUUUUUCUCCCAAUCAAAAAACAUGGUGUUUGACAAGAAGAAGCCAAUUCUUCGAGCGAUGAAACUUUAUGAAAUACAGCUUUUCUUUUGUGUGUCUGUUACACAAAAUUGAAA